This is a messenger RNA of Purpureocillium lilacinum, 2970 nucleotides long. NCBI's taxonomy places the organism in Eukaryota, Fungi, Ascomycota, Sordariomycetes, Hypocreales, Ophiocordycipitaceae. The record is from RefSeq and is a predicted model, not a curated record.
AUGGCCGUCAUGGGCCCAGUGUCCAGGAAACCCUCGCCGCGGGACGUCGAGUCCUUCACCCGAGGUGAAACAGUCGCUUGUCCCUUCCCGACCCUCACCGCCGCCUUCUACCACCACGCCGCGACAUACCCGUCCUACGUAGCAGUUCGCGAUCUUUCCACAGGUGUCCCCCGCGAGUUGACAUACCGUGAACUUGCCGGCCAUGCUCAGAUUCUUGCCUUGAGGCUUCGCGCCCUCGGCGUGCAGCCGCAUCAGAGGAUACCCCUCGUCGUCAAGCGUGGUCUGGAGAUGGUCGUCGGUAUCUGGGCAAUUCUCUCGUGCGGCGCCCAGUACGUUCCUCUCGACGGCGGAGUGGUGCCAGACUCGACGGUCCGGCACGUUGUCGAACAGUCCGAAGGCGAAAUCGUCCUGUGCCUCGCCUCGACGGAGCACCGAAUCCGAAAUCUCUUCCCUAGCCUCACUCCCGUGCUCAUUGACCAAUGCAUGGCCAACUACCCUACCGGCGCCUUCGCCGCGGACCACUGGAUCGAUCUUGCGACUCCCGAUGCAGGCUGCUAUGUCAUUUACACAUCCGGGACUACUGGGAAGCCCAAAGGCGUCGAUGUCACACAUAAAAACGUGGCCAACCUGGUCUGUCUCUACCCGGGAGGGCUAGGGGUCCGUCCAGGGAUGUCCGUCGGGCAAGUCCUCAAUAUAAGUUUCGACAUGGCCGCGUGGGAGAUCUUUGCAUGUCUGUGCAAUGGUGGCACCCUUGUUGUCCGGGGUUCCAAGUGGGAGCCCACCAUCCGGGAGCUCGACGUCCUCAUCUGCACACCAACCAUCCUGUCCAAGUACCACCCCUCCGUGUACCCGAAGAUCAAGGUCGUCGCCACGGCCGGCGAGCCUACCUCCCAGGACCUGGCCGAUCUCUGGGCCACGCAUGCCACCUACUGGAACUGCUGUGGCCCUACCGAGACGACCAUCGUCAACACCAUGUCCAAGCAUAUCCCCGGCGAGCCGACGUCCAUCGGCCGGCCCACACCAAACAACACCGUCUACGUCCUCGACGAGAAGAGCGACCCGGUUCCUGUCGGCGUUGCUGGCGUCAUGUGGGCUGGGGGCCACGGCGUCACUCGUGGCUACGUGGGGCUCGAAUCCAAGACAAAGGAGGCCUACAUUCCUGACAAAUUCGCUGGCGACGGAUCGCACAUGUACUGUACCGGGGAUCUGGGCCAGUGGAGACACGACGGGAACAUUGACAUUCUAGGGCGCUGCGACGACCAGGUUAAAGUCAAGGGAUUCCGUGUGGAACUCGAUGGUGUCUCCUCGUCGCUGGCAUCCGCGCCGGGGGUCACUCGCGCCACGGCGCUCCUGAUCGACGGAGACAUUCACGGCUUCAUCGUCCCGUCAAAACAAGACAUCGAAUCUGUUCUCCAGCACGCACGCAAGCUGCAGCCGUACUACGCCAUCCCGACCAAGGUCCACCAGCUCGACGAAUUCCCCACCACCCCCAACGGCAAGAUUGACAAGAAGGCGCUCCGGGCCCUUGCUCUGGAACCUGAGCGGCCCGAGUCCCCCGAGAAGACCGCCAGCGACUGCGGAACAUUGGUGGAGACGCGCUCCAUCUCCUCGACCUCGACCCUCACUGCCGAUCCGGAGAAGUUCGAUCUCUCCAAGGAGAUUCCCGACAAGGGUGUUCCGCAGCCCUUCCGCGGUCUGCGACACAGGAUCCUCAUUGUCUAUCGCACCUUGUUCAGCUUCAUUGGCAUCGUCAACAUCGGCGCGCUCAUUGCCCUUCUUCUGCUGCAUGCCGGACCGGAAUGGCUCGGCACCCUCACGGCUGCCAACCUCGUCACGGCGGUGCUCGUCCGCCAGGACAUGGUCAUCAAUGUUCUCUACACCAUCUUCUGCUCCGUGCCCAAGGCGGCGCCUUUGGCUAUCCGUCGCCGAUGCGCCAAGAUCUACCACCUCGGAGGCGUUCACUCGGGCGCAGGCGUGUGCGCAACUGCUUGGCUGCUGGCAUCUACGGUCCGGUCGACGAUCGCAUACGCGCAAAAGAACACCACGGACUCGCCCGCAUCCAUCUUCGUCUCCUGGGUGUUGUCGCUGCUCUGCUGCACCAUUGUGGGCUUUGCAUACCCGACCUUCCGCAAGAAGUAUCACAACACCUUUGAGCGUCUUCACCGCUUCCUCGGCUGGACCGCCCUGGCUCUGUUCUGGAUUCGCACUAUCCUGUCCGUCUACGACGCCACGCCCGCGGGCGAGGACCUCGGCAUUGCGCUCGUCCACAGCCCUGGCUUCUGGAUGCUCGGAAUUGCAACCUGCAGCAUUGCCUCCUCGUGGUUCUGGCUUCGCAAGGUCGACGUCGAAUCCAUUCCGCUGUCGGAUCAUGCCAUCAUGCUUAACUUUGGCUACACUUUCCCGGUGAACGGCAGCUUCACACGCAUCUCGAGGCGGCCUCUGCUGGAGUGGCACUCGUUCGCGACUAUCCCACAGCCGCAGGCGAACGAGCUUACGAGCCAAAGGGGGUACUCUCUUGUCGUCUCCAACGCGGGCGAUUGGACCAAGUCGUGCAUCCGCAACCCACCCACCAAGCUCUGGGUCCGCGGCGUACCUACCUGCGGCGUCAUGCGCAUUGCCACCCUUUUCAACCGCGUCGUGGUCAUCGCCACCGGUUCUGGUAUCGGGCCGCUUCUUGGACACAUCAGCCAGCCCAGCUGCCCGACGCAACUCAUCUGGUCAACACCGAAUCCUGAAAAGACGUUCGGCAAGGCCUUGCUCGACACCAUCUUCAAGACAAUCCCGGAUGCGGUUAUCCACGACACGAAGAUCAAGGGCCGGCCUGACCUCGUCAAGAUGGGAUACAACCUUGCGAAAGAGUUUGGCGCUGAGGCCGUCAUCAUCAUCGCAAACGAAAAGAUCACCAAAAAGGUCGUAUACGGCCUGGAGACGCGGGGCAUUCCCGCGUAUGGGGCUAUCUGGGAUAGCUGA